GGGAUCGGGCCGGGAGCGGGGCCGGGAGCGGGCCGGGCCGUGCCGGGAGCGGGCCGGGAUGGAGGCCGUGCCCCGCAUGCCCAUGAUCUGGCUCGACCUCAAGGAGGCCGGCGAGUUCGCCUUCAACGCCGCCGUCAAGAAGUUCGUGCUGAAGAACUAUGGCGAGAACCCGGAGAGCUACAACGAGGAGCUGCGGAAGCUGGAGCUGCUCCGGCAGAGCGCCGUCAGCGUGCCGCGGGACUUCGAGGGCUGCAGCACCCUGCGCAAGUACCUGGGGCAGCUGCACUUCCUGCAGAGCCGCAUCCCCAUGGGGCAGGGCCAGGAGGCGGCCGUGCCCGUCACAUGGACUGAGAUCUUCUCGGGCAAGGCGGUGACACACGAGGACAUCAAGUACGAGCAGGCCUGUGUCCUCUACAACCUGGGAGCCCUGCACUCCAUGCUGGGAGCCAUGGACAAGCGCGUGUCCGAGGAGGGCAUGAAGGUUUCCUGCACCCACUUCCAGUGUGCUGCCGGUGCCUUCACCUACCUGAGGGACCACUUCCCUCACUCCUACAGUGUGGACAUGAGCCACCAGAUCCUGAGCCUCAACAUCAACCUCAUGCUGGGCCAGGCACAGGAGUGUCUCCUGGAGAAGUCCAUGCUGGACAACAGGAAGAGCUUCCUGGUGGCCCGGAUCAGUGCCCAGGUGGUGGAUUACUACAAGGAGGCCUGCAGGGCCCUGGAGAACUCAGAGACAGCCUCGCUGCUGGGCAAGAUCCAGAAGGACUGGAAGAAGCUGGUCCAAAUGAAAAUCUAUUACUUUGCUGCUGUGGCCCACCUGCACAUGGGGAAGCAGGCUGAGGAGCAGCAGAAGUUUGGGGAGAGGGUCAUCUACUUCCAGAGCGCUCUGGACAAGCUCAACGAAGCCAUCAAGCUGGCCAAGGGCCAGCCCGAGACCGUGCAGGAGGCUCUGAGGUUCACCAUGGAUGUCAUUGGUGGGAAGUACAAUUCAGCCAAAAAGGACAACGACUUCAUCUACCACGAGGCUGUGCCUGCGCUGGACACUCUGCAGUCUGUCAAAGGUGCCCCCUUGGUGAAGGCUCUGCCCGUGAACCCCACGGACCCCGCGGUCACCGGCCCCGACAUCUUUGCCAAGCUGGUGCCCAUGGCUGCCCACGAGGCCUCGUCCCUGUACAGCGAGGAGAAGGCCAAGCUGCUGCGGGACGUGAUGGCCAAGAUCGAAGCCAAGAACGAAGUGCUCGACCAGUUCAUGGACUCCAUGCAGCUGGACCCCGAGACCGUGGACAACCUGGACAUGUACAACCACAUCCCGCCCGUGCUGAUGGAGAAAUGCGCCGCGCUCAGCGUGCGCCCCGACACCGUGCGCAACCUCGUGCAGUCCAUGCAGGUGCUCUCCGGGGUUUUCACGGACGUGGAGGCCUCGCUGAAGGAGAUCCGGGACCUGCUGGAGGAGGACGAGGCGCAGGAGCGCAAGCUGCAGGAGCUGCUGGGGAGGGUCCCGCCGGCCCCCGCCUCCCCCCCGGGGCUGGCCGAGGUCAGCAAGGAGUGCUCCAAGUACCUGGAGCUGCACGAGAAGGCGAGUUUCACCAACACCGAGCUGCACCGCGCCAUGAACCUGCACCUGGGCAACCUGCGCCUGCUCGGCGGGCCCCUGGAGCAGGUGCGGGCUGCGCUGCCCACCCCCACGCUCUCCGAAGACGACAAACAGGUGCUGCAGAACCUGAAGCGGAUCCUGGCCAAGGUGCAGGAGAUGCGGGACCAGCGGAUGUCCCUGGAGCAGCAGCUGCGGGAGAUGAUCCAGAGGGACGACAUCACCACCUCGCUGGUCACCACCGACCGCUCCGAGAUGAAGAAGCUCUUUGAGGAGCAGCUGAAGAAGUACGACCAGCUCAAGGUGUACCUGGAGCAGAACCUGGCUGCCCAGGAGAACGUGCUCAAGGCGCUGACCGACGCCAACGUCAAGUACGCGGCCGUGCGCAAGGCCCUGGCCGAGGUGGAGCACAAGUGGAACACGACCGUGCAGACCCUGGUGGCCUCCUACGAGGCCUACGAGGACCUGAUGAAGAAGUCCCAGGAGGGGAAGGAUUUCUACACGGACCUGGAGGGGAAGGCGGCCAAGCUGCUGGAGCGGGCACGGGCAGCGUGCCAGGCCAGCGAGGCACACCGGCAGCAGCUGCUGGAGAGGGAGCUGAAGAAGCAGCCGCCCCCCCGGCCCACGGCCCCCAAGCCCCCGCUGCAGAAGAAGCCGCUGGACGAGGCCGGGGGCCCCGAGGCGGCCGAGCUGGGCUCGCUGGCGCUGCAGGAGCUGCCGGAGGAGCUGCGGAGCCUCCCCCCGGAGCUGCUGCCCGCGCCCCUGGCCCAGCUGCCGCCCCCGGCGCUGGCCGCCCUGCCCGGGGCGCUGCGGCCCGCCGAGCCCUUCCUGCUGCCGGCGGGGGUGGCCAGCGCCCCGCUGCCCCCGCUGGCGCCCGCGCCGCCCUUCCCGGGCCACUACCGCCUGCCCGGGGCUCCCGCCGUGCCCGGGCCCUUCCCCGCCCCCGGGGCCGUCCCGGGGCAGCUCCUGCAGCCCUCGGCCCCGGCCGGCCCCGCCGCCCCCGGCCCCGCCGCGCCCCAGCUCUUCCCGGCCGCGCCGCUGAUCCGCGCCCCGGCUCAGCCGCCCUUCGUGGGGAGCCCCCACGCUGUACCCCCGCGCUCGUCCCCCCAGCACGGCGCCCUGCCCGCCCCCGCCUACGGCCUGGCCCGGCCCGGCCCGGCCCCCGCCCCGCUCCGCCCGCCCGUGCCCGGGGCAGCGCCCGCGGGGGCUCAGCCGGGGCUGGGGGGCCACGAGCCCCCGGGCGCCCGCCCGGCCACCACCACGGUGGACAGCGUCCAGGCGCCCAUCCCCAGCUGCUCCGCGCCGCCCCGGGGCCCGUUCCUGCCCGCCCAGCGCCCGGCGGCGCCCCCGGCGCCCUUCCCCUACGCGGCGGGGGCGGUGCAGCCCUUCGGGGCGCCGGCCCCGGCCCCCUUCCCCCCGGCACAGCCCCCGCCCGCCUUCGCCCAGGGCCCGCAGCAGUUCCCGCCGGGCCCGUUCCUGCCCCCGGGCCGAGCCCAGGCCCCUCUGCCCUUCCAGCCGCCGCCCCGAGUGCCCCUGGCCCCGGCCCCGUUCCCGCAGCAGCAGCAGCAGCAGCAGCAGCGUUUCCCCGCCCCGGGGGCGCCGCUGCCCCCGCCGGCCCCGGCGCAGCCCCCGCAGCUCUACCAGCUCCCCGGGCAGGAGCAGCUGCCCCCGCGGGCCUGGCCCCGCGCCCCGGGCCCGUGCCCUUCCCCGGGGCUCCAGCCGGCGCCCCCCGCGUCCCCCGCGCUGCCCUUCUGCCCCAGCCCGGCUGCCCCCGGGGCUCAGCUGCCCCCCGGCACCGUGGCCCUGGCUCCGCCCGCCGCUCCCGCCCCGCCCAGCCAGGCCCCUUCUCCCGGGCCGCUGCCGGGGGCCGUGGCGGUCCCGGGCCCGCUGGUGCCGUCCCCGGCGCCGUCCCCGUCCCCAGCGCUGCCCGUGCAGCCCCCGGCGCCGCGGCCGCCCCCGGCGCUGCCCCCGGCGGGCCCCGCGGAGCCGCCGUUCCCGCGGCACAGCCCCUGCCCCGCCGACCUGCUGUCGUCCAGCCCCGAGAGCCAGCCCGGCGGCUCGGCCGCGCCCGGGGGGCUGCUGCAGCCCACCAAGGCGGGCCCGCAGGAGGGGCAGCGGCCCCGGGCCGUGCAGCUCAUCGAGGCCGACCCGUACGCGGAGCCCGAGCGCGUGCGGCGGCUGCUGGCGGAGCUGGAGCGGUUCCGCGGCCUGGCCGAGCGCCUGGAGCGGCCCGCGCCCGGCGGCGGCUCCGAGCUGGACGCGCUCUGGAAGGAGCUGCAGGAGGCGCAGGAGCGCGACGCCCGGCAGCGCUCCAUCGCCAUCGCCCGCUGCUACUCCAUGAAGAACCGGCACCAGGACAUCAUGCCCUACGACCGCAACCGCGUCGUGCUGCGCUCGGGCAAGGACGACUACAUCAACGCCAGCCGCGUGGAGGACCUGUCCCCGUACUGCCCCGCGCUCAUCGCCACGCAGGCCCCGCUGCUCGGCACCGCCGCCGACUUCUGGCUCAUGAUCUACGAGCAGAAGGUGUCCGUGGUGGUCAUGCUCGUGUCCGAGCAGGAGCUGGACAAGAAGGUGCUCCGGUACUUCCCGUCGGAGCGGGGCCAGCCCGUGGCGCACGGGCCCCUGAGCGUGGUGCUCACCAGCCUGAGGGUGACCCCCACACACGUGGAGCGGAUGCUGACGCUGCAGUACCGGGACCAGAGCCUCAAACGCACCGUGGCCCACCUCCAGUUCACCUCCUGGCCUGAGCUGGGCCUGCCCGACAGCAAGGGGAGCCUCCUGCGCUUCAUCCAGGAGGUGCACGGCCACUACCUGCACCAGCGGCCGCUGCACACGCCGGUGGUGGUGCACUGCAGCUCCGGCGUGGGCCGCACCGGCGCCUUCUGCCUGCUGUACGCGGCCGUGCAGGAGGUGGAGGCCGGGAACGGCAUCCCGGACCUGGCGCAGCUGGUGCGGCGGAUGCGGCAGCAGCGCAAGCACAUGCUGCAGGAGAAGCUGCACCUCAAGUUCUGCUUCGAGGCCGUGCUGCUCCACGCCGAGCAGGUGCUGCUGCGCCACGGCGUGGGCGGCCCCAGCCUGGCCAAGCCCCCCAGCAGCAGCUCGCCCAAGCUGUACUUCCAGCAGGACCCGCAGGACCUGGUGCUGGGGGGGGACGUGCCCAUCAGCUCCAUCCAGGCCACCAUCGCCAAGCUCAGCAUCAAGCCGGGGGCGCCCAGCGCCGAGCCCGGGGAGGGCUGGGGGGCGGAGCCCGGCCCCGCUGCGCAGCCCGUGGAGCCCGAGGUGCCGCUGCCCGUCCCGGACGGCCUCGUGGACGGCGUCGGUGCCCCCGAGCCCGAGCCCCCCGCCCCGAGGCCGCCCCUCCCCGAGGCACCGGCCGACACUGAGAGCGCCAACCAGAGCACCAACCACGUCGGGGGGGGGGAGAGCCCCGAGGGGCCGGGGGCGCCGCCGGAGCCCCCCGCUGCCCCCCGCCUCCUCCUCCUCCUCCCUGGAGCUCCUGGCCUCGCUGACGCCCGAGGCCUUCAGCCUGGACGCGUCCCUCAAGGGCAAGCAGCGCAUGAACAAGCAGAACUUCCUGCAGGCGCAGCCGGGCGAGGGGCUCCGGGCGCCCCGGCCCAGCGACGACCCCCUCAGCAUGCUCGACCCCCUCUGGACCCUCAACAAGGCGUGAGGGGGGCGGGGGCCCCCCGGCCCCCAGCCCCACUUCGUUUGACUCCGGGUAGAACUGACUUUUUCAGCUCUUUGCUACUAAAAUAAAGCGAGUUUAUCUGCAGGGCCGGGCCCUGGUGCUGGUGGCGCGGGGGGGUCAGGGCCGGGCCAGGCUCGGGUUAGUUCCGUUUAAUGGAUGUUCUGCACACGUUAUAAAACACGAUCGGUACAAAAAGCGUCCCCUGUACAGCACAAAGGUACAGCUGGGCGAAGGCCACCCGCGGGGGCUGGGCCGGGGUUCCGGGGGUCCCCCCGCCCCGGCCGGCGCCGCCCCUACAAUCAUCGGGGGUCGGGAACGGGCGCUUCGGGGCAGGGGGACGGGCCGGGAGCCCCGGGGCUGCCCCGUUCCUGGCUGCGCUCGUUGGUCCCGCUGUGCCCCGCUCGGGUCCCUCCCAGCGCCCGCUCCCAACCUGAGAAAAGCCUCCUCUGGCCCCGCAGCGGGAGGAGGAGGAGGAAGGGGAGGAGGAGGAAGGUGCUAUUGCUGCAGCCGGGGCGCAGGAGGGAGCCGGGCAGGGCAGCUGUGCCAGGGCACGGCGAGGGCAGCGCUGCCGGGGCUGGGCCCCCGCGCCCCCCCCCCC
Molecule: messenger RNA, 5880 nt
Organism: Melospiza georgiana
Lineage: Eukaryota; Metazoa; Chordata; Aves; Passeriformes; Passerellidae
Gene: PTPN23
Product: protein tyrosine phosphatase non-receptor type 23
Biological process (GO): protein transport to vacuole involved in ubiquitin-dependent protein catabolic process via the multivesicular body sorting pathway; endocytic recycling; protein dephosphorylation
Cellular component (GO): endosome
Molecular function (GO): protein tyrosine phosphatase activity; protein binding
Source: RefSeq, a predicted model, not a curated record